UGGCUCCCCCAUACUUCCACCGACAGGAUUGGCUCUGUUGUGCUGCCCAGAGGAGGUGCAGGGCCUGCUCUCCUGGGUGUUGCAGCUGGUGGGGACAGGGGCAGCUCUCUACUCUUAUGGCCUCCGGGUCAGUUCACCCACUGGCCUCAGGCAUUGAUGGGCAGGGAGAGUUUUAUUUUUUUAAAGAUUUAUUUUGUGUGCUGAAAUGUGUGUGUGUGUGUGUGUGUUGCUAUUAAAGAUGGGCAAUCCUUGGAAAAUAGAGUGCUCUGCCUCUUUGGUAUGUCUGACCUGAGGUUUCUCCUCACACAGCAUUCUGUUGUAUGUGCUCUUCCUUUCACCUUGUGUAAUUUAGCGGCUGUGGGAACACACGUGCUCAACAUUGUGAGCCUGAGAGAGUAUGGGAUAGAGAUAUGGGGUGUGUGUUCCUGUGAGGGAGGAAGUAGUCAUUUUCAAAUAAGAAGUAGUAUCUUUCUGUGGUUGAAGAGAUAGUAACUGAAAGAUGAAAGUAACUGGAAAUUGUUUUAAAGUUUAGAUCCUGGUUCUGGUCUCUUUGAACUCUAGUGCUUAAAGCUAAAACCCUUUGAUUCAUUUGAUAUUUUCAUGGAAAUUUGUUAGAAUCGAUCCCAUUCUUUAGAAGAUAUUUAAGGAGAGUCCUGAACAUAGCCUCACCCAUCCUGAACUCACCGUGGCGGUGGAGAUGCUCUCUUCCGUGGCCCUCAUCAACAGGGCUCUGGAGUCAGGAGACAUGAACACCGUGUGGAAGCAGCUGAGCAGUGCAGUCACAGGCCUUACCAAUAUCGAGGAAGAAAACAGUCAAAGGUAUCUCGAUGAGUUGAUGAAGCUGAAAGCUCAGGCACAUGCAGAGAAUAAUGAAUUUAUUACAUGAAAUGACAUCCAGGCUUGUGUGGACCAUGUGAACCUGGUGGUCCAUGAGGAACAUGAGCGGAUUUUGGCCAUCGGUUUAAUUAAUGAAGCCUUGGAUGAAGGGGACGCUCAGAAGACUCUGCAGGCCUUGCAGAUUCCUGCGGCUAAACUCGAGGGGGUCCUUGCGGAAGUGGCGCAGCAUUAUCAAGACACACUGAUCCGAGCAAAGCGAGAAAAGGCCCAGGAAACCCAGGAUGAGUCAGCUGUGUUAUGGUUGGAUGAAAUUCAAGGUGGAAUCUGGCAGUCCAACGAAGACACCCAAGAAGCUCAGAGGUUUGCCUUAGGAAUCUUUGCCAUCAAUGAAGCUGUAGAUAGCGGUGAUGUUGGCAGAACUCUGAGUGCCCUUAGUUCCCCGGAUGUUGGCUUAUAUGGAGUCAUCCCCGAAUGUGGGGAAACAUACCAGAGUGACCUUGCUGAAGCCAAGAAGAAGAGACUAGCAGCAGGGGACAACAACAGCAGAUGGGUGAAGCACUGGGUGAAAGGCGGGUACUACUACUACCACAACCUGGAGAUGUAAGGCGGAGGAUGGGACGAACCCCCAGACUUCAUGCAGAAUUCUGUGCAGCUCUCUCGAGAGGAGAUCCAGAGCUCCAUCUCCGGAGUGACCGCUGCAUAUAACCGGGAGCAGCUUUGGCUGGCCAACCAAGGCCUGGUCACCAAGCUGCAGGCCCGCUGCCCUGGCUACCUAGUGCGACAGGAGUUCCGAUCCCGGAUGAACUUCCUGAAGACACAGAUCCCCGCCAUCACCUGCAUUCAGUCACAGUGGAGAGGAUACAAGCAGAAGAAGGCAUAUCAAGACCGGCUGGCUUACCUGCACUCCCGCAAAGAUGAGGUUGUGAAGAUUCAGUCCCUUGCCAGGAUGCAUCAAGCUGGAAAGCGCUAUCGAGACCGCCUGCAGUAUUUCCGAGAUCACAUAAACGACAUUAUCAAAAUCCAGGCUUUCAUUUGGGCAAACAAAGCUCGUGAUGACUACAAGACUCUCAUCAAUGCGGAGGAUCCGCCUAUGAUUGUGGUCCGAAAGUUUGUCCACCUCCUGGACCAAAGUGACCAGGACUUUCAGGAGGAGCUUGACCUUAUGAAGAUGCGGGAGGAGGUCAUCACCCUCAUCCGUUCCAACCAGCAGCUGGAGAAUGACCUCAAUCUCAUGGACAUCAAAAUCGGACUGCUGGUGAAGAACAAGAUCACGCUGCAGGAUGUGGUUUCCCACAGUAAAAAGCUUACCAAGAAGAACAAGGAGCAGCUGUCUGAUAUGGUGAUGAUUAACAAGCAGAGGGGAGGCCUCAAGGCCCUGAGCAAGGAGAAGAGGGAGAAGCUGGAAGCCUACCAUCACCUGUUCUACUUACUGCAGACCAACCCCACCUAUCUGGCCAAGCUGAUCUUUCAGAUGCCACAGAACAAGUCCACCAAGUUCAUGGACUCUGUCAUCUUCACACUGUACAACUAUGCAUCCAACCAGCGAGAACAGUACUUGCUGCUGAGACUCUUCAAGACAGCACUCCAGGAGGAGAUCAAGUCAAAGGUGGAUCAGAUUCAAGAAAUCGUGACAGGAAACCCUACGGUUAUUAAGAUGGUUGUGAGUUUCAACCCUGGUGCCCGGGGCCAGAAUGCCCUCCGACAGAUCUUGGCCCCUGUUGUGAAGGAGAUUAUGGAUGACAAAUUGCUCAACAUCAAGACCGACCCUGUGGAUAUUUACAAGUCUUGGGUUAAUCAGAUGGAGUCUCAGAUGGGAGAGGCAAGCAAACUGCCCUAUGAUGUGACCCCUGAACAAGCCUUGUCUCAUGAAGAAGUGAAGACAAGGCUAGACAACUCCAUCAGGAACAUGAGGGCCGUGACAGACAAAUUCCUCUCAGCCAUCAUCAGCUCUGUGGACAAAAUCCCUUAUGGGAUUCGCUUCAUUGCCAAAGUGCCGAAGGAUUCGCUGCAUGAGAAGUUCCCUGACGCUGGUGAGGACGAGCUGCUGAAGAUUAUUGGUAACUUGCUUUACUACCCGGCUAUCAUUGCUCCCGAUGCCUUCGACAUCAUUGACCUGUCAGCAGGGGGCCAGCUCACCACAGACCAGCGCAGAAAUCUGGGCUCCAUUGCAAAGAUGCUCCAGCACGUGGCUUCCAAUAAGAUGUUUCUGGGCGAUAAUGCCCACUUAAGCAUCAUUAAUGAGUAUCUUUCUCAGUCCUACCAGAAAUUCAGAUGGUUUUUCCAAAAUGCUUGCGACGUCCCAGAGCUGCAGGAUAAAUUUAAUGUGGAUGAGUAUUCUGAUCUAGUCACCCUCACCAAGCCGGUAAUCUACAUUUCCAUUGGCAAAAUCAUCAACACCCACACUUUCCUGCUGGACCAUCAGGAUGCCAUUGCUCCGGAGCACAAUGACCCCAUCCACGAACUACUGGACGACCUUGGCGAGGUGCCCACCAUUGAGUCCCUGAUAGGGGAAAGUUGCAGCAAUUUAAAUGACCCCAACAAGGAGGCACUGGCUAAGACAGAGGUGUCCCUCACAUUGACCAACAAGUUUGAUGUGCCCGGUGACGAGAAUGCAGAGAUGGACGCUCGGACCAUCCUGCUGAACACAAAACGUCUAAUUGUGGAUGUCAUCCGGUUCCAGCCAGGAGACACCUUGACUGAAAUCCUAGAGACACCAGCCACCAGUGAACAGGAGGCUGAACAUCAGAGAGCCAUGCAGAGACGUGCUAUCCGGGAUGCCAAAACCCCUGACAAAAUGAAAAAGUCAAAACCCAUGAAGGAGGAUAGCAACCUCAGCCUUCAGGAGAAGAAGGAGAAAAUUCAGACUGGCCUCCAGAAGCUAACAGAGCUUGGGACUGUGGACCCAAAGAACAAAUACCAGGAACUCAUCAACGACAUUGCCAAGGACAUCCGGAAUCAGCGGAGAUACAGACAGAGGAGGAAAGCCGAGCUGGUGAAACUGCAGCAGACGUACGCAGCUCUGAACUCGAAGGCCACUUUUUAUGGAGAGCAGGUGGAUUACUACAAGAGCUAUAUCAAAACCUGCUUGGAUAACUUGGCCAGCAAGGGCAAGGUCUCCAAAAAGCCUAGGGAAAUCAAAGGCAAGAAAAGCAAAAAGAUUUCUCUGAAAUACACAGCAGCAAGACUACAUGAAAAGGGAGUUCUUCUGGAAAUUGAGGACCUCCAAGUAAAUCAGUUUAAAAAUGUUAUCUUUGAAAUCGGUCCAACAGAAGAAGUUGGAGACUUUGAAGUGAAAGCCAAGUUCAUGGGAGUUCAAAUGGAGACUUUCAUGUUGCAUUAUCAGGACUUGCUGCAGCUACAAUACGAAGGGGUUGCGGUCAUGAAGUUGCUCGAUAGAGCUAAAGUCAACGUCAACCUCCUCAUCUUCCUUCUCAACAAGAAGUUCUAUGGGAAGUAACUGGUCGCUAGCUGCCAGCCCCUAAGAAUUCAAAAGGACAGUGCCUCACCUCUGCCUUUCUAGGAUCCUCCAUUACUCCUUGGAAGCAAAGACCUUGUCCAGUGGUGCUGCAGUCUCGCACUCCUGAAGCACAUCUUUAAGUCCGACAGGACAUUCAGUGCCCUCUUAACAGUGAAGUUGUAGUUCAGGCUUCAUCUUACACACACACACACACACACACACACACACACACACACACACACACACACACCCCACCCCCACUUCUCUCUUUUUCUUUCAUCUUGUAGGAAAGAGUGGAGCCUCACCCAGCCCCUCUCUGUUAGGUCUCCUAAGUGGUAAUGGCUACUUUGUAAACGGUGUUUGUUUUACUCAGCAAUGGGAUGGUGGGAUUCAAAUUCUUGUUUAGAAGUGACAGCUGUCAGGUGAACAGCGGACAUGCGCAUCAGAGUCACGGUUAAGGGUGGCCCAUGAUAGCCCAUGCGCAAUCAGAGGACGAAGUCUGUGGUGUCUUCCUUUCCACUGCCUUUGUGGGCGGAGCUAAGUCCAAGUUACUGCUCUCUGUUCAAAGGAAGCAGCUUCGGGAGAGAGAGCAGCUGCUUUUGAUUCCCCACUAAACCUGGGCAGCCCUCUUGGUGUGGUCCUUCCUGGUGAAGGAGAACCCCACGAUCAUAGCCACCCCUUUAGAGACGCUUCGAGUGGGCCACAGCACCCACUCAGAGCAGUGCACAGAGUUCCACUCAAGGACAGUGUCUGCUCCCUCGCUCUCUCCCACAAAGGGGUGGCUCACCCUGUCCCAAAAUGUUUUCAAAACUAUUUGUGUUCCAAGAGUGCCUUACUAAAGUAUAAAUUUAUUUCUUGAAAUGUGAGUCAUAGGAAUUUUAAAGAUUUGUAUAAUGCUUUAGAAUACCCUGAAAAGGGGUCAUUUCUUAUUGGGUUAUCUGUAUAUCUGAAUUCUUGAAGCUUCUUUAUAACCUACAUUAGGGUUUAUCUACAGAGUCGGCAAGAUCUUAGCAACAGCAGCCAGCCCAUCUCAUCUUUGAAGUUCAAAUCCGUUUCCCACUCUCUGCUCUGCCGCCAUAUUCAUGCUUGUAUUCUGAGAAGCCUGGACCCUUAGGCUUCAACUAACAAAAACCAAUCAGUUCCAGGCAUUGAAUUUGGAAACCUUUGUUCUUGGAUUAAAAGUCAUAAACUUUAAAAAA
This is a messenger RNA of Peromyscus maniculatus bairdii (prairie deer mouse), 5493 nucleotides long. The record is from RefSeq and is a predicted model, not a curated record. NCBI's taxonomy places the organism in Eukaryota, Metazoa, Chordata, Mammalia, Rodentia, Cricetidae.